This is a messenger RNA of Olea europaea var. sylvestris, 684 nucleotides long. RefSeq lists its product as uncharacterized. The record is from RefSeq and is a predicted model, not a curated record. NCBI's taxonomy places the organism in Eukaryota, Viridiplantae, Streptophyta, Magnoliopsida, Lamiales, Oleaceae. Gene Ontology annotation, molecular function: DNA helicase activity. The coding region runs from base 1 to 684 and encodes 227 amino acids. The transcript is spliced from 5 exons. Gene Ontology annotation, biological process: DNA repair; telomere maintenance.
AUGGCCCAGAAGUCGAACAGGACAUUCAAGAUUCGAAAAUCCGCUUCAACAUUGGCUAGGCUAAUAAUCUGGGAUGAAACACCAGUGGUUCAUAAAUAUACUUUUGAGGCUUUAGAUAAGAUGUUAAGAGACAUUACGGAAUGUCAAUUACCGUUUGGUGAAAAAGUAAUUAUGUGUGGAGGAGAUUUCCGACAAGUUUUACCAAUAGAACAGAGAGGAACAAAAGACGAUAUAAUGAAGCUAGCAUUAGUGGAAAAUAUGAGAGCUAAAUUAGAUCCUUCAUUUUGUGAUUAUUUGUUGAACAUUAGGAAUGAAAUUGAGAGAAUACAUUCAUGCCAAAUGAUUACGCUUCCUGAAGUUAUUACCAUCAAUAUUGAAGAUGAAUUUAAAUCACUGAAAAAAUUAAUUGAGAUUGUGUUUCCCAAUUUUCAGACAUAUGGAAACAAUCUACAUAAUAUGAUUAAUAGAAUUAUCUUAACCCUAAAAAAUAAAUAUGUAGAUUUAAUAAACAAUAUGUUGCUUAAAGAAAUUCCGAGAGAGAAAGUUACAUAUUUUAGUUUUGAUGAAAUGAUUGAUAAAAGUGAAGAAUUUAUUGAUGAAGAUUUUUUGAGCAGUCUAGUACCAAACAGCUUUGUGCGUCAUAUAGUUAAUGUGAAUACAAUUGGUAAAGCAACCGAUAUUUAG